AUGGAAUACCACCCACACAGCGGCCAUGUGACCUCUAUAGACACAUUCUUCACCUUUAGAUACAAAGAGCAUCAACAGUCAUCUGUCAUCAAUGAUGAACCCUGGCAGCCUUUUUCCUGUCGUGCGGACUUUGAGCUUGCUGAACUUGCACACCAGGCUACCUUGAACAAGAAUCAAACAGAUGAGCUGUUGUGGCUCAUCUGGAGAAUUGCUGAUGGCCAAGCCAAAUUUACGUUGAAGUCUCAUGGCAAUGUUUUGAAAGCCUGGAACAGGGCAGCCGGUCAAAUGACACCUUUCGAGAAGCACACCAUCACCGUCCAGCACAAGUGUGAGGAUCUUAAGUAUGAUGUAUAUACAUGGCUAUUGUGGGACUGGGCCUUAGACUUGUUACAAGACCCACUGCUGGCACCCCAUUUUUUUUGGAUGCACAGCAAUGGACUCGGCGGUGGGCAAAUGGUUGGCUGGCUCCCAAUAGUUCCUGACAACUCUGAUGAGGAUGGAAAACUCACGUAUGUCAAUCUCAAAUGUGUCAUAUGGCACAAGGCAUUCUUCAAGCUACUGGAAACUAUUAUAAUCUAUGCUGAGACAGGGUAUGUGUACAUGUGCUAUGACAGCAUCAUGAGAUGGCUGUAUGUGUUCAUCUUGCUCUUAUUGGCCGAUUAUAAAGAGCAGUGCAUGAUGGUGCUAAUAAGAGGAACCAAUUGUCACUGUCCCUAUGCAAAAGCUUUGGUGGAGCUAUGGACUAGGGACCAUGUAGCUGGAGAAAAGACACCCAAAGAACAGGGCCUACGGCCUAUUGAGAAUGUCUUCUGGAAAGUCCCAAACUCCAAUCCUCACUACACAAUUUCGCAGGACCAUUUACAUGUGUAUCAUAUGGGUCAAUGGAAACAUCUUUUUGGUGAGCUCAAACAAUGCCUUGCAGCCCUUGGAUGCAAUGCCGACAAGAAACUGGACGACCAUGAUGGUAACAAACUUCAGGAUAUCUCCAAGCAAAUCUUGUAUGCCGCUCAGAACAUACUUACACGCACAGCGGAUGAAGUUGGCUAUGCACUACUACAGUGUAUAGCGAGCUACCUACAUAUCGACAUGUAUAUUUCACUCAAGGUUCAAACUGAAAGCACAAUUGCUGCAGGGAGGGCAGAGGUGUUAGAGUUUCAGAAUCGCUUAGAGGAGUACAUUAAGAUUGUCAAGAAGACUGAACCAGACAUGAUGAAGAAUUGGAACUUCCCGAAGAUUCAUUCUGGAAAGCAUAUAUUCAACAAUAUCAUGGCAAAAGGUACCGCACGGAAUGUCAGCACUCGACCAAAUGAGAAGCAACAUGGCCCAAUCAAAUGUUGGUAUCUAUGGCAAACCAAUCAUAAGGAUAUUACUAAUCAGAUUCUUGAGCUCAAUCAUAGGAGCAUUGUCUCUGAAUUUAUUUGCAGCCAUAUCGAGUGCCUUGAUGAAGCACGAUGCAAACUCAUACUCUCACAGGAAGAACUUAAGGACAUGGAUGAGGAUGAUGAGCCAUUUGAAGAACAUUUUCAUCUUAAUUCACCCCUCAAGAAUCAUACAACCCUUGCGCAGCUGGAGGAAGAGAAUAAAUCAAUUUGUGUGUUUCACCAGUUCUGGAAGAAACUCGCAACAUUUCUCAAUCAUUUCCUUCCCUCCCACAACACACCAUUACCAGAGAAAAUAACGUGGUUGAGGCUUUCAGCACAAGACAGGGUAAAUGCUCUUUCCUUACUGUUAUUCAAAUCUGACAUGAUGUUGAAUUAUGAAUCUACUGCCGACUGGAAGCUAGCUACUGACUACCUGCGGUCCAAUGCAAGUUUCCAUGGCAAAGAGCAGCAUGACUGUGCUCUAAUACACACACAAGACAAGGAUGGCCACGACAAAAAUAUCAUUUACAGCAUUGGUGACCGCACCUUAGAUCUUGUGCUUGUUCUACCCAUAGAUGCCUUAAUUGGCCCACGUUGGCGUAUGGAUCAGGAAUUGUGA
This is a messenger RNA of Suillus fuscotomentosus, 1980 nucleotides long. RefSeq lists its product as uncharacterized. The record is from RefSeq and is a predicted model, not a curated record. The coding region runs from base 1 to 1980 and encodes 659 amino acids. The transcript has 13 exons. NCBI's taxonomy places the organism in Eukaryota, Fungi, Basidiomycota, Agaricomycetes, Boletales, Suillaceae.